AACAAGUCCUCUCGAACCAAGUUUGACUUGACCCCGGAACUCUCCGUCCGUCUCAGAAGGUUCUCUCUUAAGGUUUGCACUAAACGAUUCUUCUCCUUCGCCGCACACACCUUCUCCUCCGUCUGUAAUCCUUCGAGACCUUUGACAUAGCUAUGAUCGUGGGUUAAUGGCGAUUUCUGAAUCCAACCCUGACUCAAAUCUAAGGAUCCAAGCUGGAGAUGAAUGGCAAAAGCUUCUUCUAUUCGCCAAUUCGUCACAUCCAGAUUCAUCCCCCGCGUUCCGGGUCUGCUUAAAGGUUUCAAACUUGUUGAAGACUCUAGUACUAUCUUACACCUCUUCCAAGUCCACGCGAGGCUUAUCACCUCUGGUAACUUCUGGGAUUCCUCUUGGGCUAUCAGAUUGUUGAAAUGUUCUUCGCGUUUUGGCGAUUCCAGCUACACCGUUUCGAUAUUCCGCAGCAUUGGGAAGCUUUACUGCGCAAAUCCCGUCUUUAAGGCGUAUUUGGUCUCUUCUACUCCGAAACAAGCGUUGGGGUUUUACUUCGAUAUACUGAGAUUUGGUUUUGUUCCUGAUUCUUACACCUUCGUUUCACUGAUUAGCUGUGUCGAGAAGACUUCUUGCAUUCAUUCUGGCAAAAUGUGUCACGGGCAAGCCAUUAAGCAUGGAUGCGAUCAAAUUUUGCCUGUUCAGAACUCGUUAAUUCAUAUGUAUACUUGUUGUGGUGCUUUGGAUCUUGCGAAGAAGCUGUUUGUUGAAAUUCCUAAGAGAUGUGUUGUGUCCUGGAAUUCUGUAAUCUCUGGGGCUGUGAGAAAUGGUGAUCUUCUGUAUGCGCACAAGUUGUUUGAUCAAAUGCCUGAGAAGAACAUGAUUUCUUGGAAUAUCAUGAUUAGUGCUUAUUUGGGUGCCAACAAUCCCGGAGUUUCCAUUAGUUUGUUCCGUGAGAUGGUUAAUUCAGGGUUGCAAGGAAAUGAGAGUACCUUGGUUUUGUUGUUGAAUGCUUGUGGUAGAUCAGCUAGACUUAAGGAAGGUAGGUCGGUUCAUGCUUCAUUGAUAAGGAUCUUGCUGAAUUCCAGUGUAGUUAUUGAUACGGCUCUGAUUGACAUGUAUGGAAAGUGCAAGGAAGUAGAUUUAGCACGUAGGUUAUUCGAUAGUGUAUCUCGUAGGAACAAAAUUACGUGGAAUGUGAUGAUAUUGGCACAUUGUCUCCACGGGAAUCCUGAAGAUGGACUUGAAUUAUUUGAAGCCAUGAUCAAUGGUAUGCUCAUACCUGAUGAAGUAACAUUUGUUGGUGUUCUCUGUGGUUGUGCUAGAGCUGGGCUUGUGUCUCAAGGAAAAAGUUACUACACCCUGAUGGUUGAUGAGUUCGAGAUCAAACCAAACUUUGGACACCAAUGGUGCAUGGCUAAUCUUUACUCCAGUGCUGGAUUCCCUGAAGAAGCGGAAGAAACUCUGAAGAUUCUGCCAGAGGAAGAUAUGACACCAGAAUCUGCAAAAUGGGCUAACUUGCUCAGCUCAUUGCGUUUCACAGGAAAUCCGUCUCUAGGGGAGAGCAUUGCCAAGUCCCUCAUAGAGACGGAUCCUCUAAACUACAAGUAUUACCAUUUGCUGAUGAACAUCUACAGUGUUACUGGACGGUGGGAGGAUGUUGAUAGAGUGAGGGAGGUAGUGAAGGAAAGGAAGAUAGAACGAAUACCUGGGUGUGGUCUUAUGGAUUUGAAGGAGAUAGUCCAUGGACUAAGAAUAGGAUGCCAAGAGGCAGAAAAUGUGAUCACCGAGACUAGUUUAGAAAAAUCAGUGAUUUACUGACACAAUAAGCUAGCCCCCUAGUUAAAGCAUACGGGAUUGCACCUUUGCCAGAUCCUCCACAGGCUAUAUGAAGUCGUAAAUUGAAAGCUGUCUUGGCAAUGAGCAUGAGUUGAUCUGUUAAGAGUAGUAAAAUUCUGAUUUAGAAUAGAAAGAGGAGAAAGUUAUGGUUUCUCAGAUUGUAUCUGAUCCUGUUUCAUUUUGGUGUCUUUUUUUUGGGGUCAGAUUUGCCAAUUCUUAGAUUUGAGAAAGAUUUUUUUUUUUGUAACAAAUCAAUGUGAAGGCAAAAAGAGUGAUCUGAAUCAUGUGAUCUAUUUAAGAAACAACUAUAUCCUCGUC
Molecule: messenger RNA, 2142 nt
Organism: Capsella rubella
Lineage: Eukaryota; Viridiplantae; Streptophyta; Magnoliopsida; Brassicales; Brassicaceae
Product: pentatricopeptide repeat-containing protein At3g51320
Exons: 1
Coding region: 223-1806 (527 amino acids)
Biological process (GO): RNA modification
Molecular function (GO): protein binding; RNA binding
Source: RefSeq, a predicted model, not a curated record